This is a messenger RNA of Cladophialophora psammophila CBS 110553, 2034 nucleotides long. RefSeq names its product pre-mRNA-splicing factor clf1. The coding region runs from base 1 to 2034 and encodes 677 amino acids. Gene Ontology annotation, molecular function: protein binding. Gene Ontology annotation, biological process: spliceosomal complex assembly; mRNA splicing, via spliceosome. NCBI's taxonomy places the organism in Eukaryota, Fungi, Ascomycota, Eurotiomycetes, Chaetothyriales, Herpotrichiellaceae. Gene Ontology annotation, cellular component: Prp19 complex; U2-type catalytic step 2 spliceosome; post-mRNA release spliceosomal complex. The transcript has a single exon. The record is from RefSeq and is a predicted model, not a curated record.
AUGGAGUCGACAAGAGGCCCUCCCAGGGUCAAAAACAAGGCACCUGCUCCCCAGCAGAUUUCGGCCGAGCAGCUGCUGCGGGAGGCUGUGGAUAGACAAGAGCCUGGUCUGCAAGCACCUACUCAACGCUUCGCCGAUCUCGAAGAACUCCAUGAAUUCCAGGGUCGGAAACGCAAGGAAUUCGAGGAUUACGUGCGGCGCAACAGAAUUAAUAUGAACAACUGGAUGCGGUAUGCGCAAUGGGAACUGGAACAGAAAGAAUUUCGCCGGGCAAGAUCGAUCUUUGAGCGGGCCCUGGAUGUGGAUAGCACGAGCGUGGUUUUAUGGAUUCGGUACAUCGAGGCAGAGAUGAAGAACAGAAACAUCAACCACGCCCGGAAUCUUUUGGACAGAGCAGUGACGAUUCUACCCAGAGUCGAUAAGCUUUGGUACAAGUAUGUCUACAUGGAAGAAACUCUUGGCAACGUCGCUGGAACACGACAGGUCUUCGAGAGAUGGAUGAGCUGGGAGCCGGACGAGGCUGCUUGGCUGGCUUACAUUAAGCUUGAGAAGAGAUAUGGAGAGUAUGACCGUGCGCGGGCAAUCUUCGAACGGUUUACUAUCGUACAUCCGGAACCACGAAACUGGAUCCGAUGGGCCAAAUUCGAAGAGGAGAAUGGUACAAGCCAACUGGUUCGUGAUGUUUUUGGCGUCGCGAUCGAGACUCUCGGUGACGACUUCAUGGAUGAGAAGGUUUUUAUAGCGUACGCUCGCUAUGAGGCCAAACUCAAGGAGUAUGAGCGAGCUCGCGCAAUCUACAAGUAUGCUUUGGACCGUUUGCCCCGCUCACGCUCAGAGGCACUGCAUAAAGCGUACACUCAAUUCGAGAAACAAUUCGGAAAUCGGGAGGGAGUGGAAGAUGUGAUCCUCGGGAAGCGCCGGGUACAUUAUGAAGAGCAGCUCAAGACCAAUCCUCGAAAUUAUGAUGUGUGGUUCAACCUUGCAGGUCUAGAAGAGACGGGGGGCGACGUCGAGCGGGUGCGAGACGUCUACGAACGAGCAAUUGCCCAAGUUCCGCCUUCACAGGAGAAACGUCACUGGCGAAGAUACAUUUAUCUAUGGAUCUUUUAUGCCGUAUGGGAGGAAGUGACAAACAACGACGUGGAGCGGGCGAGGCAAGUCUAUCAGGAAUGUCUGAAGUUGAUCCCGCACAAGAAAUGGACAUUUGCCAAAAUCUGGAUCAUGAAAGCGCAAUUCGAGGUGCGGCAAAUGCAGCUGACGGCGGCGAGGAAGACUCUGGGACAAGCCAUCGGCAUGUGUCCCAAGGACAAGUUGUUUCGGGGCUACAUUGAACUGGAGAAACAGUUAUAUGAAUUCGAGCGUUGCCGGACUCUGUUUGAAAAACAGAUCGAAUGGAACCCGUCAAAUAGCCAGGCAUGGAUCCAAUUUGCAGAGCUAGAGCGCGGACUGGACGAUCUGGAGCGAGCGAGGGCGAUUUUCGACCUGGGCAUUGAACAGCCUACCCUGGACAUGCCAGAGCUGGUUUGGAAGACAUACAUUGAUUUUGAGGAGUACGAAGAAGAAUACGACCGCGCCCGCGCCCUGUAUGAGCGGCUGCUGCAGAAGACGGAUCACGUCAAAGUUUGGAUUAACUACGCACGAUUUGAAAUCAACGUUCCCGAUCCCAGCGAGCCCGAGGCGGGCGAGGGCGAAGAACAAGUGGUCGGCGAAGAAGCUAAGAGACGGGCACGGAAGAUUUUUGAGCGGGCGCAUGACCUAUUCAAGUCGAAAGAGAUGAAAGAAGAGCGAGUGGACCUGUUGAACGCAUGGCGAUCAUUUGAGCAGACGCACGGGUCGGCCGAGGACAUUGAGAAGAUUGAGAAGCAGAUGCCUCGCAAGGUCAAGAAGAGGAGAAAGAUCGAGGAGGAUCGGUUCGAAGAGUACAUUGACUAUGUGUUCCCAGCCGACGACGAGAGUGCGGCUAAGAUGUCGAAACUGUUGCAGAUGGCACAUGCCUGGAAGUCGAAACAGCAGGCGGACGGGGGUGGGGAGUGA